Molecule: messenger RNA, 4950 nt
Organism: Heterocephalus glaber (naked mole-rat)
Lineage: Eukaryota; Metazoa; Chordata; Mammalia; Rodentia; Bathyergidae
Source: RefSeq, a predicted model, not a curated record
AUGGCGCGGCCGCCGGCCAUUAGCAUGCACCGGGCGCGCGGCGCACUAUCGGCCGGGCCCGCGCCCCCCGGGCCCGCCCCUCGCGCCCAUUGUGCCCGGCCCGCGCCCCGAGCUCGCCCGCACCCACCCGACGGCCAUGUCUCGGUCCCGGCACGCGGCCGCCCGGGUGCACGCGAACUUGGAGAAAGUCGAGGGGCGCGCGGGUCUGGCCCUCCGCGGCAGGGCGUGGGCGCCUGCGGGCCGGCGCGCUUUCGUUUUCGUCUGGGACAAAGGUCCCUGGCGGCGCCGGGCGCGGAUGCGGGGACCGGAGGCUGCAGGCCCCCGGAGGCACGGAGCGCGCGGUGCCGAAUCCCCGGCCUGGAGACGGGUGCGCUCGCGGGCGGCCGUGCCCGGAGUUGCGGGAUCCGCGUCGCGCUGCACCCCGCCGUCCCCAUGCAGGAGGCAGCGAGCGCCGGGCACCGGGACGCGGCUGGUGGCCGAGGGCCUGUGCGGCGUGGGCACGUGAGCGAAGCGCCGGCCCCGGCGAGGGCACCACCGAAGACCCGUACGCCGCGGGCACGAUCGGCUUCCAGGCGACUCCGGAGAGCGAGUGUGGCUGUCACAGAGCAGAGCCUGCGCCGGUGGGCACUAGGACCCCACACCCAGGUCUUGCCGGCUGCUGGCCACUUCCCCAGGGACAGGGACACUGAAGCCCAGGUCGGUACAGUGCCCGUGGUACAGCUGGAAAUGGGAGCUGUCAGCCCGUCCUGGCCACUGCCUGAACCAGGCCCCUGAGGGUGAUGUCCAUGUGUCCCGUGGGCCUGGGGACUCCCAUGUGCCCCAUCCUGGCUGGGCUGGGUGCCGACCGCCACCCCUGGUGCCUCUCUGCAGCAGCGGGACCAGGGUUUCUGAGAAGUCAGGGCCGGCCCAGGGCUCUGCCGGGGAAAAGGCCUAGAACCCUUUCCAGCUUGGCCAUCAGCAGGUCUGGGACAGUGGCCCGGCCAGUUUGCCUUCUCUGUGGUGCCGCCUAGGACUCAGUGCAGCAGCCCAUUGUCCUGAGGGGUCUGGGGCCUGGGCUGUGCUGGGCACCCUCCCCAGCAGGGUCUGCCCUAGACCCCCAGCCUCACACGGACCCAGGCAUGCUCCCAUGGUCCCCGGUGUCCUGUGGGCACAAUGGCAGGUAAAACCAUGACCCAGGUGGGCCCUUCAUGUGGACUCAGGCACAAGUGCACCCCAGGUCUCUGACCACCAAGCUCUCGCAUGCAGGGAGCCACAAGGGCAUAGUUCCUGGACCAGGACAGGGUCCCAGAGGGCUGUGACACACGUGACCGGCUGCUUUGGUUGUGUUUUCCAGUACUAAGGAUUGAACCCCAGGGGCUCGUGCAUGCUAGGCAAACACUCUACCACUAAGCCAUGGCCCCAGCCCUUUUAAAAAUUUUUAUUUUGAGAUAAGAUCUGGCUAAGUAGCACAGGAUGGCCUUGAAUUUGCAAUCAUCCUGCCUCAGCCUCCCAAGGAGCUGGGCUCACAGGUGUGCGGGGCAUGGUUUUUAAUUGACUUGAACUUGCUGUCCUUGAAGUCUGCUCAGAUGGACCCAGGAUGGGGGGGGGCACCAUGGCAGCCCUGCUGGCCCUGUCCCCUACCCACUUCCGGCUGUUGUCACUCGCUCCCUGGCUGGCAGCGCCUAUCCAAACUUGGUGCCUGUGGUAGGCACACAACCCACACUGAGCCGCAGCCACCAUGCUGGCCUGAGGGGAGUCACCUGUCCCUGGGGUCCCCAGCCAUCACUGCCACCCAUGUGUCAGGAGCUGGGGAGACAGAGGUGGGGGGGUGGGCAGGAAGUCAAGGCUAGAAUGAGGGCAGGGGCUGGAACCCCACCACACCCUCAGCCUGGGCAGGGUCUCAGGGGGACCCCAGACGGCAGGUGAGCUACCGAUCUCAUCUGUGGGUGAAGGAUCGAGGGCAGUUGACCAAGGGGCCUCCGGGCAGGCUGGGAGGGACAGGUCUGCUCUAAUACCAGACAGUCAGUUUGCCCUAUUUGCCUUUAAAAAUACUGUGUGCUUGGUCUUUCUGUCCCAGGAAAAUGUGGACAAAAGCCAGUGUCGGGGUCCCCGCACCACACAGGUGCCUGCCAGACCCAGAGGGCCCUGAGGUGGGAUGGGGCCUCCUUGGUGUGGGGCUUCCUGGGGUCACCCUGGGCAGAAGCAUCCAGGCCCCUGGCAGCUGUGUGACCUCCGUCAGCUCAGUGCUUCUGGGUCUCUGUUCCCUGACCCCAGACACUGGGGAAGACUGACCCUCCCACACCACUGUGUGACUGUGCAGAAGCCACCGGAGUGAUGAGCAUCCAUACUGGCCUUCCCUGGGGGACAUGUGUGCCCCGGCACUGGCUCACAUGUUGGCAGCCAUAUUGGGAUCGUGAUUUGAACCCAACACCCCGUGACUGUGAGGUGGACCUGCCCCCCACUGAGGAGAAGAGCCUAGGGGAGGCCCACAGCAUACUCUCCACUCCUGGGAGUUGGCAGGGCAACUGUGGCUGCACAAGUGACGGGCUGGUGGUGGCACCUGCCUCAAUGCUGCCCAUGUUGCCAUAGCAACCCCACACUGUAAGGAAACCAUGGGCUUCUCCCCAAGUCUACCCUCUUGUUUUCUGACACAGACCCUGUCCCCCGCUGUGAAUCAGCUGGUCCUGAGUCUCUGGGUCUGUGAGGAUCAUCUGCCCCUCUGAAACUGCCCUGCAGGGCUCAACUGCUGGCCAUACCACCCCACAGGGCUCAGUUUACCUGUCUGCAGAGUGGGAUUUUUCCUCCACUGCAUGGGCCAGGAGGGGGCCUAGAGCUGUCUUGUCUGUCUCUGCUACAUCCAGGGCAGAGCAGGGGAGGAAGACAUCCCUGCAGCCACCUAGGGUCAUCCUUUAUGGGUUCUGUGGGUUCACUGAGUGCCCACUCUCUGCUCUGGACAGGAUGUGACAGCAGCAGUCUUAGUUGGGAGCUGUAGUCUCAUGACCAAGGGUCAGGGAAGGAGAUGCGGGUCUGUGGGGGUCACAUAUUUGGGAAGUGGCCGGGACAGAGUGGCUUGACACACAUAGGCAGGCUCCCAGUGCCACACCAUGGCUGAAGCCAGAAGGUGGAGAGAGGUCCUCCUAGCAUCCCCUUGAUGGUCACCCAGCAGCUGCACUAGUCUCUGGUAUGACAAGUCCUGUUGGCUGUCCUUGGGCCGGUGGGCAGCAUCAGUCCCUGGAGUAUAGGCCAGCCCUUGGGCCACCAGGCUGAAGGCCACCAACCUAGGGAAAGAGAGCCCACCUUCCCUAAGGCCAAGGUGAAGAACUUUUAAUCCAGGCUGGGCAGUCCACGGUGGAGAGCUUCAGUGCUCUUGGGCAGGAGGUAGGUUCUAGAAGGCCUGCCUGCCCUGCUCCCUGGCCAGGCCAUCCCAGGCCUCAGUACAGUGCAGUGCCCAGUUUCUGGAGCGGAUGUCCCUCCUCCUCCUUCUCUCUGCCCGCUGUCCACUGUUCCCCGCCCUCUGGCUUCGGCCGUCUUUGUCUUCCCAAGCUCCACAAAAUGGCUGCUGCAGCCCUCCGCCAUUUUGUAACUGAAGUGGGCAGUGGCCUUAGGGGAAGGAGGAGGGAGACCCCUGCCCACUGCUUGCCCUGGGCAGCCUGGACGGAGCCCAGCACCAGCCCCCGCCUUGCCUGGUCUUGGCCAUGGCUGCCCUGGGCUUGGCACAGCCACUUGGCAAGGCAGCCCGGGAGACCUGGCCCCUCACCCAGUCCCACCCAGCCCCUUGCCACCACUGAGGCUUCCCCGCCAAGCAGACACUAAAGCCUCUCAGAGGUCAGGGGGAGCAUCUACGUGAAGGACGGUGUGGGAGCAUCUGGUAAAGGUGUCUCUCCAGGAGUGACGAGAUGUGGCCGGUGGCUGUGGCAUGGGUCAGGUCUUUGCUGUGGAGGAGGUCACUGGUGUACAUCAGGGCCCUGCCUCAGACCGCUGAGUGGCUCAGGCCCUUCAAAGAUGCCCGCUGUGGUUCCCAGACAGAGCCUUCUGCCACCUGGAGGUGACUUUUUUGCUCCUGGUCCCUCCUAAAGACCCCACCAAGGACGGGAUGGUCGGAUGCCACCCACUGCCCACCUGCCAAGGCCAGGACUGUCACACAUGUCACACCAGGCCUGGAGCCUCCUGGGAGGAAACACAGGAGCCCAGGCUUCCACAGGCAGGAAACACCCCCAAAGAAGGGCCAGGCCCCAGCCUCAAGGAUGGAGAGAUGGAGAUGAGAAUCGUUGGAGAUAAAUUGAGCCUUGGAGGCUACCGUGAUUGCCUGGUGGUUAAGCGCGUUGGGGACAGAGAGGCUAUGCGAUUCCACCUUCCCCUCUGGGCACCGAGUGAAUCCUGGGACCUGACCCCGGGAUAUGAUUCCUGACUUCCUUGCUGCCAUGAACAGCCCUUGGAGCUGGCAUCCUUACCGGUUUACAGAGGACACCACCGAGGCCCAGAGGGCCACCAGCCUGCCAGCAGCUGGUUGCUUGCAAGGGUCGGAACUGUGCCCCAAAACCUGUCAUCCAGGCUUCUCCUCAGCUCACAGCUGUCAGAUUCGCUCGGGCUAUUGUGGCCGCUGCUUAUGCCCGGCCCACCCUCUCCCACGCCUGGGGGCCCCAGAGACAGGAAAAGAGAGAGCCUGGUGGGGACAGACUCACAAGUGGCAUUCCCUGCCCUGUGCCAGGCUCAGCAACUCCGGGGAGGGGACCUGGGUCCCAGCAGCCCCGGAAGGCUGGCCGGCCAUGGGUCCCAUCCAGGGUCUGUGAUGCCAGAUCCUGGCUCUCAUUUGCCCCUGUAUCCCCAGGAUGCGCUUCUGGGGGCCUCAAGGCCUCUGGGUGCCUGCUCCUGGCCUGGCCAGUGCCCCCCAGCCACACUCCACCUGGGCCCAAGAACGAGCCUGAGCCAUCUCUGUGUAAGCUUGAUAUUAUUACAGGAUGGUCCUUUUUG